Molecule: messenger RNA, 303 nt
Organism: Rhizophagus irregularis DAOM 181602=DAOM 197198
Lineage: Eukaryota; Fungi; Glomeromycota; Glomeromycetes; Glomerales; Glomeraceae
Source: RefSeq, a predicted model, not a curated record
AUGGCUCCUAGACCACGGCAGACUUGUGGUACAUUAAAAUCUUGGAAACGAGUUAAAGACCAAUCCGGAAAUCCAAAGGUUUUUGAAUUUGCGGAAUAUGCUGAUGUUGAUAGACAGUGUACUGCGUGCUUUGCAUGUACUUGGUGGUGAAGGUUCGGGUGAUGAUAAAAAGUUAAUAGUUAAAUACCGAUGAAAAUACAAGAAAAUGAUAUAUUGCUCAAUAUGAAGCUUCAAGGCUGGGAACGGUGUAAAUUUGCAGCAUGAAAAUAAACUAGCUCAUCGAACAUCACCAGCUACAGAAAU